CGGGGCGGGGCGAGGGUGCCCGGUGGCCGCUGCCCCCUCCCGGCUCUCCUUCCGGGGCGUCAGGGGCCGGGCACGAGGCGGUGGACCAGCGCUCCGGGCGGCAGAGCUGGGGGCAGGGCCGGGCUUUCGUUGCGCCGCCCAGCCGGCCGGGCAGAGGCGCUGGGGCGCCGGAGACGCGUGGUGGGCGCAGGGCAGGGGCGCCGGCCCGGGCAGAGGCUGCCGCAGCGCCGCAGGCCUGGAGCUCCGCGCGGGUCGCCUGGAGACGACGCCUCCGCCAGGCCCAGCUAGAGGCCGCCCCCGCGCCCAGGCGCACUUGGCCGCCCGGUGCCCACUGCGCGCUGGGCCUCAGACCAUGCCGGAGAGGAGAAAUGUUGGGGCAGAAAAGGCAGAUUUCCUGCCGUGUGCUGCGUGUGCUGUCAGAGUCUUCGCCGAGAAGCAGCAAAGUCUGUGUUCCAGGCGGCGGUUUGGAGCUCUGCAGAGUGAACAACGCAUUUGCUGCCAACCCGCUGGGGUCCAUAUAAUGGUAGCAUUCAGGAGGGACGUUCGGACACUUCGGCCACGGAAUGUGCUAGAAAGACCCCAUCUGGUGUCUGACCAGGCGUUUGUCACGCUGGCUACCAAUGAUGUCUACUGCCAGGGGGCCCUGGUGCUGGGGCAAUCAUUGCGGGACCACAGGGCCACCAGGAGGCUGGUGGUGCUGGUCACCCCUCAGGUGUCCACCCUGCUCAGGGUGAUCCUCUCGAGGGUGUUUGAUGAGGUCAUCGAGGUGAACCUGAUAGACAGUGUAGACUACAUCCACCUGGCCUUUCUGAAGAGACCUGAGCUCAGAGUCACCCUCACCAAGCUUCACUGUUGGACACUCACCCAUUAUAGCAAGUGCGUCUUCCUGGAUGCAGAUACCCUGGUGCUGUCCAAUAUCGAUGAGCUGUUCGAUAGGAGAGAGUUUUCUGCGGCCCCGGAUCCCGGAUGGCCGGAUUGCUUCAAUAGCGGGGUAUUUGUCUUCCAACCUUCCCUAGAGACGCAUGGCCUCUUGCUGAAGCAUGCCACCGACCAUGGCAGCUUUGACGGGGCAGACCAAGGCUUGUUGAACAGUUUCUUCAGUAGCUGGUCCACAGCAGACAUCCAGAAACACUUGCCGUUCAUUUAUAACUUGAGUAGCAACACGGCGUACACCUACAGCCCUGCUUUCAAACAGUUCGGCUCGAGUGCGAAGGUGGUCCACUUUUUGGGGUCCAUGAAGCCGUGGAACUACAAGUACAAUCCCCAGACGGGCUCCGUCUUGGAGGAGGGCUCCGGGUCUGUCAGCCAGCAUCAGACGUCCUUCCUUAACCUGUGGUGGGGGAUUUACCACCGCAGCAUUCUGCCUCUUUAUGAAAAUAUCCGUCCCGAGGACGAACAGACAUCUCCAGGACACACAGCUCACCUCGGGGGCACUGGGGUGCCUUAUUCAAGUUCAGCGUCCACUGCUGAGGGGUCGUGUGCAAAUGCUGUGCCCCGCUCCGGGGAGGCCUGUACCAACUGGGCGGAGGGGCCCCGCCCGCCUUGGCCUGAGAGCACCACGGUGGUGGUGGAGGAGACCCCCGCUUCGCCUGACGCAUGCCCUGCGGAAGAUAUGAUAGGUUGGCCGGAAAGGGAGACUUCCGCUGGAGUGAUGUGUGACCCGUUGUCACCACCCUCCGCCCAAUGCGCAGACUUCACAGAGACCCAGAUCAGCUCGCAGCCCGUGGAGAGCGCGGAAGGUGGCCCAUCUGAGGAAGCCUUGGAGCCAGGCCGGGAGCCCCCUGUGGAUGUCACCAGGGACCCCAGUCUCCAGGAUGCUUUGGAGGUGGACCUGGCCAUCUCCGUCUCUGAGAUUUCCAUCGAAGAAAAGGUCAAGGCACUGAGUCCCGAGGAGGGACGGAGGAAGUGGGAGGAGGGAUGCAUCGAUUACCUGGGGAAGGAUGCGUUUGUCCGGAUUCAGGAGAAGCUGGACCGCUUCCUGCAGUGAUGGCACCAUUGCGUUGGGUGGUCCUGUUCCAUGAACAUCUCGAGUCCUUUCCAAGGGAAAGAGUCUUCAACGAUGUGCCUCUCUUUAUGGUUGACUAGCUUGAGUGCCUCAUGUCAGUCACGUGGUCCAUUCAAAACCCAGCUCAAAGGCCCGUGUGACCCCAGCUACCCAUGCCUCCUGGGGGUUCCCCAGGACGUUGCAUCUCCUUUACACCUUGUCAGCAAAAGGGAACAGGAAUAACCUUCUGGUCAACCCUGGAUCUCUGGUCUUGCUCGAAGGAGCUCAGGAUUCUGUCCUGGGCAGGUGCUGCCGUGUCCAUCCUACGUAGGGUUAGAUGUCAUUGCAGAGCUUCUGUCCCAGGGCUCGUAACACGAGGAGAGGUAUUGAGUGCCCUGGGAACCUUUAUUGAGUGCCCUGGGACUCUGCAGAAUGAAAAGUCCUUUCCGUGACGACGAAGCAAACGUUCGGAUGUCUUGAGCGUGACUCCAGUGUGGACUUUUCCAAGCAAAGCUGAGAAACAUCACAGCUGUGGUUCCUCUUCGGCAAAAAUACCCAAGAGGACUUCCAAGUGCCUUGACAGAUGCCCCAUGGAGAUGUGUCAGAGAUGUUUGGAAGGAAGGUUCCAGCUGGCUUGGGAGUGGUGACCGCUUCCAAACUAGUUGACCUACUGGUGUAGAAGAACCAAGGGUUUACACUGAGGGGUGUCUGGUGGCCAUGCGCUCACAGUAACUGGGUUUGGUUGAGGCUGUUUGUUUCGAGGCAAACCCGUGUGCAGUCCAGGACACCGGGCUGCCCUUUGCUGGGUCACACUACCUCACUUCACAGUAUGGAGUUACUGUGCUCUGCAAGCCAUGUCAACUUGGUUCUUUCGGGACAGUUCUCCGUUUGAUGACACUAGACACUUUAUUCCAUGAGAAAGCCUCACCUCCAGAAGCAUCUGGAAAUGAAUGCCGUAUGUUGGAGCUUCUUCCAGGGUCAUUGUUGGUUGCCACCAUAGGAUAAUUAAAGCUGGAUGUCAGUCGCUAUGCUGAAGAGAAGGAAAUGCAGUUUUUAAAUGUUUGAAUGGUUUAUCACGCGUGUGCAAUUGAAAAUCAUGAGUUCAUUAGACACAGGUUUGGAAGAAGCUUGAGAAGGCUGUGUUCAAAUCCAUCUGAGAUCUGGCUGGACUUCUGGGGUUCAUUGUGGCAUUCACUUGUGUGAGGUGUGAGCUACGGAGGGGUUGUUUCUUUUUAUCUAUGGGUGAAUGAUCGGUAGUCUUGGUUGGUUUCACACAGAUGAUGCUUCAGGGGCUACUUGGAAAUAGCCAUAGGGACAUAGUCCUUGGGUGGGUUGCAUGGGGUGAUCACCAACCAUUAGAGUUAUCCCGUAACUUUGUGUUGGGGAAAGAACGUCUGUGCUCUGAGCCAUAGUGUUGGACUAGAAGAAACGGACGCCUGAGUCUGGCAUACGUGAGAGGAGGAUUCCAGAAAAUGAACAUCUGAGUCCGGUCUAGCUUCUCUGGAGAAGAGAAUUCUCCAGUGCCUAUGGUCGAUUGCUCAUUGCCUUAAAGUGUACGCUUAAAAUGGACUUCUGUGGUGCCUUCUAGGGUCUGUCCUCACGUUUGGACAAAGGCUAGCACACUGCAAUUAAAAUUUUAAGACAGCAA
Molecule: messenger RNA, 3632 nt
Organism: Mesoplodon densirostris (Blainville's beaked whale)
Lineage: Eukaryota; Metazoa; Chordata; Mammalia; Artiodactyla; Ziphiidae
Gene: GYG2
Product: glycogenin 2
Exons: 12
Coding region: 353-1987 (544 amino acids)
Cellular component (GO): cytoplasm
Molecular function (GO): glycosyltransferase activity
Source: RefSeq, a predicted model, not a curated record